UACCGCCGGGGUCCAGGGAACUGCUGGCCGACUGCCUGUUCCCGGCGCAGCGGCCCUUCAGCCUGCCCUGGUGGCAGAAGGCCGUCUGGGCCGCCCUCUUCGGCCCCAUGCUCGCCGUCGCCGUGGGCGGCAACGCCAUCGUCAUGUGGAUCGUGCUGGCGCACCGGCGCAUGCGCACCGUCACCAACUACUUCCUGGUGAACCUGAGCGUGGCCGACCUGCUCAUGUCGCUGCUCAACUGCGUGUUCAACUUCGUGUUCAUGGUGAACUCCGACUGGCCGUUCGGCGCCGCCUACUGCACCGCCAACAACUUCAUCUCGCACGCCUCCGUGGCGGCCAGCUCCUUCACCCUGGUCGCCAUCUCCGCUGACAGGUACAUGGCGAUCGUGCGGCCCCUGCAGCACAGCCUGUCCCGCAAGAAGGCGCGGCUGGCCGUGGCAGCCGUGUGGACCUGCAGCACUUCGCUGGCCGCGCCCUGCCUUCUCUUCUCCACGACCCGGACCCGCAGGUACGCUGGCGAGCAGACCAGGACCGUGUGCUACAUGGAGUGGCCCGAUGGAGCCUUCCCGAACUCACUGAUGGAGUACAUGUACAACAUCGUGUUCCUGGGGCUGACGUACCUGGCGCCCGUGACGGUGAUGCUGGUGUGCUACUCGCGCAUGGCCUGCGAGCUGUGGGGAGCCCGCGCCGUGGGCGAGCUCACCCGCCGCCAGUUCGAGUCCAUCCGCGCCAAGAGGAAGGUGAUCCUCAUGUUCAUCAUCGUGGUGAGCAUAUUCGCGAUAUGCUGGUUACCGUACCACGGCUUCUUCAUCUACUCGUACCACAACACCGCCAUGACGAAGGCCAACUACGUGCAGCACGUCUACCUCGCGUUCUACUGGUUCGGCAUGGCCAACGCCAUGGUCAACCCGGCCAUCUACUACUGGAUGAACUCCAGGUUCAGGCUGUACUUCAAGCAGGCCUUAUGCUUGCGUUGUUUCACUGAGGAAAAGGACGGCGAAAUGUUCAACCUUGCCACAACGAGGCUAAGCUAUUCAAAUUCAACUCACUCCAAGUCGGUUAGUAACAAAGGAGCCUCGUGGGACGCGCGCCAGCCUCAGAGCCCGCAAGUCGUCGCGGGCGCCUGCUGA
Bacillus rossius redtenbacheri is the source of this 1130-nucleotide messenger RNA. Its product is annotated as tachykinin-like peptides receptor 86C. The transcript has 8 exons. Gene Ontology annotation, molecular function: tachykinin receptor activity. The record is from RefSeq and is a predicted model, not a curated record. Gene Ontology annotation, cellular component: plasma membrane. Gene Ontology annotation, biological process: G protein-coupled receptor signaling pathway. Bases 108 to 1130 code for a protein of 340 amino acids. Lineage: Eukaryota; Metazoa; Arthropoda; Insecta; Phasmatodea; Bacillidae.